This is a messenger RNA of Penicillium odoratum, 999 nucleotides long. Its product is annotated as Zn(II)2Cys6 transcription factor domain-containing protein. The transcript has 2 exons. Gene Ontology annotation, molecular function: zinc ion binding; DNA-binding transcription factor activity, RNA polymerase II-specific. Bases 1 to 999 code for a protein of 332 amino acids. NCBI's taxonomy places the organism in Eukaryota, Fungi, Ascomycota, Eurotiomycetes, Eurotiales, Aspergillaceae. The record is from RefSeq and is a predicted model, not a curated record. Gene Ontology annotation, biological process: regulation of DNA-templated transcription.
AUGUCGAUGUCGCCUUCCCAUACAGAGCUGGGUGUUUCUCGAAAACGACGGCACCGUCAUGGGCCGAAGGCCAAGGCUUGUGAUUCUUGUUGGAAACGUAAGAUCAAAUGCGACAAGGCUGUGCCCAAAUGCGCCUGGUGCCGCCACUAUUGUGUGACCUGUACAUUCAAUCGACGACACUCAGAUCGCCCACCUACCGAGGCGGCAGAAUAUUCCGAGGCAUGUAAUGUGGCACCACGAAGCAACAUCGUUCACACUGCGACCCAACUUGGUAACCAAGCAGCGCUAUCCGGACAAUCGAGCCCCCAGGUGAACGCGCCGCUAGAGAAUCUUCCCAAAAUGACAAACGGAACUCCAGAAAAGCUUUCUUUGGAAUGGUUUUUCAACCCAAGCCAGCGAGCACGAUCAAGAGCUCCGGUCCUGCAGUCUGGCAAAAUUUAUCUUGACGGAGAGGAGCUAGGCACUAUUGACUGCGAAAAUGGUAUUCCUCUUUUCUCCUCCCAAGGCCAGGCGUGGGUUGAGAACCGAUCUGGCGAGUCAAUCAUCUACAACGAGAUUCGAGAAAGUCCAGAGAGUUGUUAUACGAGCUCCACGAAUACAAGCACCUCGGAUAGAGCACCUCCUCUAACCUUACCACCGAUCAGCCUCGUUGAAAGCAGCCUUGAAUCAUUCUUGAGAUCGAGGACCCGUGCUAAUUUCCCUUUGAUCGAUCCGAAUCUCUUCAGAGAAACCAUUCAAGCUGCUUAUGGUAGUUCCGAAAUUGGUCCAUUCAGACUAAUCAGUGCAAGAAUAUGCAUUGCAACAUUCCUGUCCUUUGAGGCCAUCUUCAAUCUCGACAUAGAAAGAGCCCCACCCUUCAAUUUUGAAGAAUAUAUAUCUGCUGCAGAAAAUGCACUGCCUCAACUGACCGCCGGUAUGCAUCUGGAUGGAUUCCAAGCUUGUGUUAUGCUAGUGAGUCUCUGGCAGUAUAGUCGUUGGGGGAAGGACCCAGUCUUCUAA